Molecule: messenger RNA, 1629 nt
Organism: Paramuricea clavata
Lineage: Eukaryota; Metazoa; Cnidaria; Anthozoa; Malacalcyonacea; Plexauridae
Source: the annotation of a GenBank genome assembly
AUGAACAAAAGUAUAGGACGAGGGAAGAGGAAUUGUUGCAUAAUUGGUUGUAGUAAUAGCGACUAUCAACUUCUAAAGUGGUUAAACAGCCAUCCUUGUUCAAGGCCGAGCAUUGAAGAAUGUAAUUGUGAACCUCCAUUCAAGCUUUUUCCUUUUCCUGGAGAAAAAACUGACCCAGAGUCGAAAAACCAGUGGACACGACUUGUGAACCGAAAGAACUCAAACAACAGCAAGAAAGUCUGGCAAUCAAAUAAGAAUUCUCGGGUGUGUAGCAGUCAUUUUGUUGAUCGGAAACCUACUACAGCUAAUCCCAAUCCAACAUUAAACCUUGGACAUCAGAAUGUCAAAAUUCCCCAGAGUAGAAAGCGGCCUGCUGAAAGAAACUCCAUCCCAGUUUUACCUAAAGUGAAGAAACCACAAGCUAAUGAUGGUCAUGAAGAGAAUACUGGCGUACCUGAACAGAUGACUAUACCCCCCAUUGAAUUACCCCAAACACCUGUUAAUAUGGGACGGGAAGGAUUACAAGCAAAUUCGGGUUCCAAAGCAGACUUGCCAACAUCCUGCAAGAACUGCGGCUCCAAAAAGAAAAAUAUUAGGCAAAUGACGAAUGUGCUAACAAAGAAAAAUGAAGAAAUUAGUCGGCUUAAUAAGAAAAAUCUGGCUCAGAAAAAAACCCUCUCAUUUGGUCCUCAUAUGUUGGUAACAGAUCAAAAGGUGAAGUUCUACACUGGAAUUCCAUCUAGGAAAGCAUUUGAUAGUUUAUAUGGAUUAUUGCUACCCAAUCUGAGGAAACUGAGGAGAUGGCAUGGACCAUCGAAAGUAUCAUCUCCUGUAAAGCACUUUGCUGCUUCUCCGAAAAAGGCAGGCCGUACUCGAAAGUUGUAUGGUAAGAACGAGUUUUUAUUAACUUUGAUGAAAUUACGACUUGGUUUACUCAAUCAAGACCUUGGUGAUCGAUUUCACAUUUCUACAACAACAGUUUCCAAAAUUUUAACUACUUGGUUUUCAUUCCUGUCUGCAGAUUUAGUCCCUCUCUUAUUAUUUAACCCACCAAAAGAAGCUGUCCAAUUAACAUUGCCGAAAUCAUUCAAAACCCCAGUGUAUCGUAAUGUUCGACACAUUAUUGAUUGUACUGAGAUUUUUAUUGAAAAGCCGAAAGACCUUCACCUGCAGGCUCUCACAUGGUCAGACUACAAGCAACAUCAGACUGUUAAGAUUCUGGUGUCUAUUCUCCCCACAGGCUUUUUCAAUUUUGUCUCGAAAGCCUGGGGGGGAAGAACUUCAGACAAUCAUCUGACUAAAAACUGUGGUUUCUUGGAUAUUGUGGAACCAUAUGACAGUGUCAUGGCAGACAAAGGUUUUCAGAUACGUGAGGAUCUAUUGUUAAGAAGAGCUGAGCUACACAUACCUCCUGGAAGGCGGGGAGCAGAGCAAAUGUCAAAAGCUGGUGUAAAAAAGACGCAAGAGGUAGCCAACCGGAGAAUAUAUGUUGAAAUGGCAAUAAGAAGAUUAAAGUCAUUCAGAAUUUUAAAGUAUGAAUUACCUUUAACCCUCAUAAGUCAGAUUGAUGAUAUCAUUUUCAUUUGCGCUGCACUAUGCAAUUUGUAUCCACAACUUGCAAAAAAGUAA